Messenger RNA from Cladocopium goreaui, 14556 nucleotides. The record is from the annotation of a GenBank genome assembly. Lineage: Eukaryota; Dinophyceae; Suessiales; Symbiodiniaceae.
CUCUGUCUUGGCAUACUCUGGGCAAGUACAAAGUGCAAAAUGUGGAAGUUUUUCCUUGCUCUACUUGCUCAGGGGUAUUGCGACAAUGUGUCUUGCCCAUCCACAGGAGGCUUGGGCCUUCUACAAAAGUCUCCUUCACUUCAGAGGCUCACGCUUGAUGUAGAAGUUCUCCAGGAGAGAGAAUGGGUUGCGGUUGAUGGUGGUGUGGAUCGAGCCUGCCGUGGUAAAUCAGCAGGCGACAAUUUAGCUUCCUACUUCACAGUGAAUUCGGGCUUGGCUAGUCUCAGCGCCUGCCAGUCAUUAUGCGAAAACACCAUGGGUUGCAAGGGUGUGGAGUACCACAUAUCUGGAAGAUGUGAGAUCUGGACUCGGCCUGGCGGCAUUGAAGCGAGCAUAGGCUUGGCGAACUAUUCCUGCUUUGCCCUGGAACUCUCGGAUUUCAUCGAUGUGGAUUCCUCCGAUUCCUCCUGCCGUGGAGAUGAUGCCUUGGAUGAUGAGCCCAGCUACAAGGAGGUGAGCAACGUGGCAUCUCUGGGUGAGUGCAAGGAGCUGUGCCGACGCAAUGUCGCAUGCAAAGGCAUCGAAUUUUCUGGCAGUCGAUGCGAAGUUUGGACGCGGGCAAUUCUCGCGUGGAUCGCGGAUUCUGGCUCUCAGUGCCUCAAGCUCGAAUUUGCUCCCAUCGAUGGUGCUGACCGUGCAUGCCGCGGAUCCAGCACGACAGACAACAAUCCAGCACACUACAGAGUUGUUUCAGGUGCAUCGGAAGCGGAAUGCAAGCAGGCUUGCAGGGAGCAAAGUGGUUGCAAGGGCAUCGAGCAUAGUAACGGCAGAUGCGAACUGUGGACCCGUGCAGAAGGUAUCCAAGCAACUGUGCCGCUGAGUGGUUUCAAGUGUCUGGCUUAUCAAGGAAGUGGUUCUGUGACGACCACCUCUACGAUGCCCACGUCAUCCACGACAUCGACGUCGACGGCUCCCGGUCCGUCGGAGCCAGAAUUGGCUCGAUUCCUGAUACAAGCAACAUUUGGACCUACGCUUGCGAGCAUCAGAGCCAUUGGACAGAUGACCUUUCAGCAAUGGAUCGAUGAGCAAAUGGCACUUCCUGUUCAAUCUCAUCGAGCAUACUGGAGAAAGCGCACCAACCCCUAUUUGUCUCCGGCAGACAUUGCAGGAGAAGAAGUCAUUGGUGCAGCGCGAUCAAGAUGCGAUCCAGGCUCCCGGUGGGUUGGCUACACGUUUCAGCGGCGUGAUGUGGGCAAAACCGUCAAGGUGUCCAACAACCAGAUCUUGGUUGAUGAUGUUCACCUGACAGACAUUGAUCCGGCCUUUGAGGGUAAUGGUCUGGCAGCUCCGCAAAGCUGUAGCAACAACCCUCCGGAGUAUUGGCAAUCCAGAGGUUACACCUGCCUCACAAUUGACCAAGAUAGUUUCUCGUGGAGUUGCCCAGAUGAAUCCUGGAGGAGUCAGGAGAGUUGCCAGCAGACUUGCUUUGAUCUGGGCUAUGGCCAUCCCGGCGAUGAUUGCUCAACAGGCUGGCCAGGAGUCAUUUUCGAUGGUUUCUUGUGCAAUGUGCGGGAAGAUGCUGUGGGAGCGUGGGUGCAGCUUUCGACUUCCAGUGACUGCACUGCAGGGUUGAGGGCCAUGACCAACCCUCAUAUUUGGAGAGCCAAUCCAACACCGGAAAUGACACAGAGCUUGAGCUUUGCAGUCUUCCAAACGAGUGUGAUACACUUGUUGACUUCCCCGGCACAGUGCAACCUGGGCACCGUGGUGCGCUCAGAUGUGGAAGCUGGAGGCAGAUUUUAUCUCCUGCAGCCACGGCUGGAACUGGUCGAAAAUACCAUUGAGCAGCCAGCAUCUUCAGGCUCUUGGGCAGGAGGGACGUGCCCCGCAGUGAGCAAGACUUUCUUGAACGAAGCAAGUUGCAAGCUCUUACCUGGAUGCCUUCCGUUGGGCAUCGUCGAUAUUCAAGUGGUGCUCAAUGCUGCAAGCUUCCAGAAGUUCUUCAACGUUGGUGGUCGAUGUGUCUAUGCCAUCACUGGACUUCGAACCUCCACCAGCCCCUGCAAUCGAAGAUCUCGUUGGAAGAAGCUGGACUGUUCGACUGAAUCCUGCACUGCAUCUUCGCUCUCCCCAGAUGAUCAGCAAGCGAUUCAGUCUGAACUCUCGGCUGAAAGUGCCCAGGGAUGGCUGCGGGAUGUGGACAUUAGCUGCAGUGAUGUCAAUGUGGCUGCACAGAGGGUUGUUCAAGUCGGCAACGACUACUUCCAGCAUGUGCAUUUGGAUGAGAUGAACGUCUUCGAUUUUUCGGAUUGGGUAUCUGAACAUCCGGGUGGCCCUGACAAGAUCACGCAAUGGACUUCCAUGGGCUACCAGUUGCAGUAUCCCUCCUGGCACGGCAUGGAUCGCUGGGAUGAGGGGCUGGCGCCGGGCAUUCUGCGACCGAACCUGGUGGGAAAGUUUGGUGAGGCCAUGGCAUUCCAAUCGCUUCCACAACCUUUGCAGACACAGGAGUUGAUGAAUGAAUUCGCCAGCGGUGUAACAGAUGACACCGAAUUCUCCACCGUUUGUGGGUCACCUGGAGAAGUGGCAAAUGAUGCUUUCCUGGGUCACCAACUAUCCAUCACUCAUGGUGGUGAAUAUGACUGGCACUUCGACAUGGACUACCUUUCGCGUUGGGGCACGGACCAGUUAGCGCGAAGUGCUGUUUGGACCAUGCAAGCAUUGUAUGCAAACGAUCAGCUUCGACAAAGGAUGGCCUGGGCGUUGUCUCAGAUCUUGGUGUUGGCAGUCGUUGGGGGCAACUUUGGUGGGCAAACAGAGAUGUGGCUCAACUACUACGACAUAUUUGUGAGGAAUGCUUUUGGCAACUUCAGAGAUGUGCUACGGGAAGUUACUUACAAUCCCAUCAUGGGCGACUAUUUGACUUUCAAGAGAAACCGUGCUUUUGAUGAAAGCAACAAUUACCCGGAUGAGAAUUUUGCCCGCGAAAUCAUGCAGUUGUUCACCAUCGGCCUGUGGAAAUUGAAUCCGGAUGGGACCAGGAUGAAAGAUGCUUCCGGACAGGACAUGCCGACAUACACCAACGAGCACAUCAUGAACUUUGCACGUGUCUUCACAGGUUUUGAUGAACAAGCAGGACGCGACAACAUCGAGUGGGUAUGGGAUAGAAACUUCAUUGAUCCAAUGAGGGUAAACGCUCGUUGGCAUGAUGUAUAUCCCAAGCCUGACCUGGAUGGAAAUUUCCUGGGUGAUGGCUAUCCACUAUGCUCUGACCUACCUCCAGCAUACUUCCUGAGUCAAGGAGCCAAAUUUGAGUUCUUGGGGCACAACUAUCAGGGUUCCGACGUUUUGAAUCUGGAGCCAACCUCGCAAUUGUUUGGAAGACUAUGUGGAUCAGGUACAUCCUGCAGACACACUCUGACUGUGGAGCUUGACACGUCAUUGACUUGCAACGGCCCAGAGUGUACGAUGGACACAGUUUCGGUCGUGAAUGUGUCUGGAGGAUACUAUCGAUAUCUUCCACCUACGUGCGUUAACCUCUUCUUCUUCAACGGUCAGGUCACACGCAGAGGGGGCCGUGCAUGGGGUUGGACUGAUCGAUGUGACAAUCCUUAUCUUCCAGUUGCAGGCACAGCCUGCUGUGGAGGUUGCAAGAACCGAAAGGAUUGGUGGUGGAUGGACAACAGAGGUCAUUGCUCUUGCGAAAAUGCCACGAUCGCUUGUCCGUCGAUGUUCACAGAGCGGUGCAACCUUGAUGAAACGUGGAGAGAGCAGCAAUGGUGUCGAUUGGCCUGCUGGGAGAAUGGUGUUGGAUAUGAAGGAGAUGAUUGUUCCAAAGGUGCCUGGCGCGGUGAACGACUCUGUGGCUAUCCCAAGGAGUUUGUUCGGAUGGCAACCGCAGAGCGUCAGUGUUCCGCCCGUGGACUGGAGAUUUGCUGGGAACGCUUGGAAGGCUACGAAUGCGAGUACGAUGAAGAGCGAGUGUGGACACAUGAAACUUGCACAUAUGAAGUUCUUGUGCAUGCUGACGGCAAAGUCAGCUCCAAUUUGACCAGCCGAACUCGACUGAACAAGUUUUAUGUUCCAUGGAAGAGUGGCAACUUCCCGGGGAAGGAUGGAAGUUCAUGUCCAACCGGCUGCCAUUCAUUUGCAAAUGGAUGCUCUUGUAGCAUGAAUGUUCAGAUUCGAAGUGCAUUCAGCUCCAUGCCCACCAGUGCUCAACUCUCCAGUUUGAGUAUUGGCGCUGUGAAACCAAUCACUUCCUGCACAAGUGGCUGCUCAAGCUCUGUGAAAGCAUAUGGUGACAUGAGCGAUCCUGAGACCGUCUUUGAGCAUGAGGGUCGAUUCUACAAGAACAAGGAAGUGCUGGUUGUUGUGGGAGAUGGCAGUUUCGAAUUUCGAAAUCCACCAUUCUUCGUCACAUUGGACGAUCCGCGAGAGAAGGAUGUGCAUUCGGAAGUGGAGAGCUUGCUGGACCACCUGGUUUACCACAACAACACGGCGCCAUUUAUCUCGAAGAAUCUGAUCCAACGCUUCACCACUUCUAACCCCAGUCCUGAAUAUGUCAAAGUUGUAGCAGAUGCCUUCAAGACCGGAACGUAUGCUGGCCAGACCUACAGCGGUGCUUAUGGCGAUCUUGCUGCAACGGUUGCAGCCAUUUUGCUUCAUCCCGAAGCUCGCAGCCAGACCAGCACCACAAAUGGAGCUUUGAGGGAGCCAUUGAUCAAGGUGAUCCACUUUAUGAGAUCGUUGGAGUACAAAGACAAUACUGGCCGCAACGUGCUCUUCUCCAACCUGAUGCCAUUCAUUGGGCAAUUCCCAUAUUCGUCUCCUUCCGUCUUCAACUAUUAUCUGCCAGGCUUCAAACCCAGUGACUUCCCAGAAGGCCUUGUGGGCCCAGAGUUUGAAAUCUUCACCCCACCCAUGGCAAUUAGCUUCAUGAAUGGCAUGACCGCCUUGAUCGAGCAUGGCCUGGGACCAAUGGGCUGCGAUGGCGGCUUUGGAUUCGAAGCGCCAAGGAACUGUUCCAAUGGAGAACUGCAUCUGGGUGAGUUGGAGUGCAUCCAGCCCACCAUUGAUCAGAUGGAUCUGCUACUCACAGGUGGACGCUUGCACGACUCGGGCAAGAUCAAAAGUGCUUAUCAGCUUGCGGAUGGUGGCCAUGAAUACAAAACAGCUCAGAUGGCUAUGGUGAUGACCCCGGAAUUUCACACCCUUGGCAGCUCCUUGCCGCUGGGUCCACGAACAACACAACCCCCGGAAGUGGUGAACGAGCCUCGCUCCUACAAGGCCUUGGUGAUGGUUUUCCUGGCCGGUGGAGCUGACACUUUCAACAUGCUGGUGCCCAUGAAUUGCCCGCUUUAUGACGAGUACACGCAAGUCCGUGGAUCUGUCGCGAUGCCUCCAUCGGAUUUGAAUUCCAUUUCAACCACAGGGCAAAGCUGUGGCGAGUUUGGCAUCCAUGCCCGUUUGCCGAUUCUCAAGGAGCUUUAUGAUAGCCAAGAAGCCGCCUUCCUCAGCAACAUUGGCUCGCUGGCUGAACCCUUAUCAAAAGACCAGUGGGAAAUUGGCACAGGUCAGCGUUGUACUGGGCUUUUUUCCCACUCGGAUCAACAACAAGCCGCGCAGACUCUGACGUGUCAAUAUUCGGGUUCGGCUCAGAAGGGUGCUGGUGGACGCAUUGCGGAUGCGCUUGCUGCAGGCAAUGAGAAGUAUCGAACAACAUCCUUCUCAGUGGCUGGAAUGUCAACUUGGCCACAAGGAAGAACUACAGCACCGCAGAUUAUCGACCCACAGUCAGGCACUGUCAGCUUCACCCACUAUGAGCGGCUGAAGACAGUGAUUGAGAACAUCACCAGCGUGCGUCAUGGCAACAUCUACGCAGAGGAAUUCUCCACGAAGUUUGCAAGCGCCAUCAAAUUUAACCAGGAGCUGGAAGAGCAACUGAAGACUUCAAAGCUCCAAACGCCGUUUCCAACAAAUGAAAUCGAUUUGUCGAGGCAGCUCAAGCAGGUCGCCCGUUUGAUUUCUGCGCGGGUGCACCGAAAGGCUGAGCGCGAUGUCUUUUUUGUGGACAUUGGUGGCUGGGACACGCAUUCGAGCGUCAGCAGAGAGCUGAACGACCGCUUCCAGGAUUUGAAUUCCGCGUUGACGUCCUUUGUUACCGAACUCAAGGCCCAAAACAUCUUUGACUCCACUACCAUCGUGACGCAUUCCGACUUUGCACGCGCUCUCACGCCAAAUAGUGGUGAGGGAACCGACCAUGCAUGGGGAGGAAACUAUGUUAUGAUUGGAGGAGAUUUGAAGGGCGGCCGUAUCUACAAUGAUUUCCCAGCGUCCUUCAAAGAGGGGAGUGCGCAGGAUGCAGGGCGGGGACGCCUGAUACCGAAGUAUCCCUGGGAGAACAUGGCGCCUUUGAGCUAUCAAACUGAGUUUGGUAGCGGAGCCACCACGGUGGCUCCCUACCGGGACUUCGCCGUUCCCUGCUCAGCGGCUGCUACCUGCUGUGCAGGUUGCCACGUGCGCGUGGCGGGCGAUCCUGGAAAAGGAGUUCUACGGUGGCCUUGGCAAUCAACGCUGGUGACCUUGGACUUCCAGCUGCUGCCGCUUUGCACUUUGGUGUCUCGCAAUCAGUGCAUGCGGUGGCGAACUACCUCUUCCACGACCUCCGUGGUGCUGCAAUCACUGCUGGUCCUCCUGCUCUUCUGCGAAGCCUUUGACGGUGGAGCGCGACGUGGCGACUACAUCCUGGACACCAUGAAUGAGGCUCCAACUGGAUCAGGGUCGAUACCACUCCAAGAGUAUCGCCGUGAGAUACCGCCGGGGUGGAAGCCAAAUGACCCGGCGUAUCCACUCCGAUCAUACUUUGACAGGUUGAGGUUGUGGUAUCGCAUAGCAAACAUCCCUGAUGAGACCAUUGGACCCACCAUUGCUGGAAGGCUUUAUGGAAGGGCCCAUAGGGUCGCGAUGAGCCUCAGGAUACCACGUCCAGACGGAGGACAUGACACUGGAGACGCUGCCUUGGUGAGACUUGAAGUUGAUGAAGUUCGAGACCCCAACACGGGGAUGGUGAUUCAAGCUCAUGUGCCAAGCGGCGUACAACACCUGACAGCAGCACUCCGGAUGGCUUUUGGCCAACAGGACCAAGACCUUGCCACACAGUCCCUUGAGAAGUUCUUUGGACUUGCCAGAGGACGCUUGUCGCUGCAGGAGUACAGCCUGGAGUUUGAUGCACGUUUUGAUGAAGCCUCAGAUCGUGCUGGACUGCAGAUGAAUGAGGUGGCCCGCUUCUUCCUGUUCUUCAAGCACAGCGGCCUCUCAUCAAAACAGGUGGACGACAUCAAGCUCCAGGUGGCCGGUGACUUCACGCGCUUUGCAGAAGCCCGAGCACUGGCACUUCGGCUGUCCUCCAACAAGCAGGACAACGAGAACAUGGACAGCUACUAUGCCCAGGACUACCACCAGGACUAUGUCACUGAGGAUAACUAUGGCGAUUGGAUGGAGAACGAGACCUACGACUAUGAUGAUGGCCAUGACUAUGCCUGGUGGACCGACUAUGACGCCUACGAUGAAGGUGAAUGGAUCCUGGACUAUGACGAGACGGCCGAUGCCUACUACCAGCAGUACUGGGAUGAAGAGUACUGGGAUGCCCAGGAGGAAGAGCAGACAGCUGGUAGCACUGGAGACCCUCAGAAGACCUCCGACAAGACCAGCGAGCAUGCUGCCGAGGAGUACUAUGGUGGAAAAGGCAAGUUUGGAGGUGGAAAGAGUUUUGGAAAGCGCCAUUGGUUCGCACAGCCCACAUCAGUGCGACCUGGCCUGAACAUCGUGGAUGGCAUUCCAGACAGUUCUACAAGGACUUCAAAUGCCUCUACAAGUGCUCAAGAGUUUGCGAUCCACACACCGCCAAGCGACCUUGAGGGUCCCAAGUUUGUGAGGAUCUCCACAGCCAACACCGACUCUGGAGAAGAACAUCAACAAGUUGCACAGAAUGAGAAGAAGCACCUCAACGCCUUCAGCUUUGCUUUCAACUUCUAUGAGGCGGCGGACUACUUUGCAGUUCGUGGUGAAAAGAGAAGAGGUCUGAUCAUAGACCCAGGUGCAGCUUCUGGUUUGAUUGGCUGUGACACCCUGAAGGACCUCUUGGAGCACUGCAUCAAGCCCUACGGCAAGGAGAUCUCCAUCGACAAGAGCAUCACCUCUCCUGUGAGCGGCAUCAGUGGAGGUUCAGACAGAACCUUGGGUCAGGUGACGAUUCCACUUGUGACUGCUGGAUGCCCGAUCACGUUCACAGGUGAAGUCAUAGGAGGUGAUGGCAGCAUGUGCCCAGCCUUGGUCGGCAAUCCAUCUUUGCGGAAGAUGCACAGCACCAUCUUCACCAACUACUUCCAGAAUGGUGAUGGCCUGCUUGUUUUGGAUUCGAGGUCUGAUGACCAAGGAGCCUUGAAGAUGCUUCGAAUCCUCCUCACGGACUCAGGCCACUACAUUCUGCCGACCGACCAUGACGCCACUGCCAAGGUAUCCAUGGAAACCCAGAAGGAGAUUGCGGUCUUCUGGAACAGAGUAGCUGAUGAAAGUUGCCGGAGAUGGAAGGAUGCCUGUCCAAAGAAGCUUCACAUCUUCCACACGUCAUCUGAUGCGGCAUCGUACGCAGAAGGUGACCGGGGUGAAGCAAAGAUCAACGAUGAUGAUGGAGCACUAUGUCAUGAUGAUCAUCAACUUUCUGGACAACAACAUGGAGUUCAACUACCUCCUGAAGUAUCACAUGGCGCUCUCACUGCAGAUGACGACAUCCUGGACAAGAACGACAAGACUCCUGGCACUUUGCUGAACAAGGAGAAGAACCAGGCUGUGACUGGCAUUUUGCCAUCGGAAGCUCCAGCCUCAAGCAUCAAGUUUCACAACAAGAGCGAAGCCUCUGUCAAUUUUUCAGACACGGAAUUCAUCGCCGACUUGGACUCUGAGCCCAACGGCAAGAUUCUUUCUUUUGACAACACCUUGCGUACAGUUUGCACUGAUGAAAAGCCCUGCAGUUUCACCAUCGACACCAAGGAUGACAACAUCCAGCACUUCUACACGGAGGAGGACUUUCCUUCCUACACGGGCGACACUUUUCCCGAAGGUUUUGAUGAUGCACGUCUUCGGAAGAAGUACAAGGCCAUUCCUGAGGAGUACUACACUCGCACAGGCCUGAAACCUGUGACGCCCAAGAACUUUCCCAAGUGGUUCAUGCAGGCGAAGGGCAAGAAACUUCGAUGGCAUUUCUGGGAAGUCUUCAGCGGCUCUGGACGAUUGAGCUUGACCAUGCUGAUCGCAGGUCUGACAGUUGGCUUUCCCAUUGACAUGCGCUAUGGCUGGGAUGUUGGAAAUGCCUGCCAUCAGAAGUACCUUCGCCAAGCACGAGACGAGUUUUGCCCUGGUGUUAUUCACCUUGCACCAGAAUGUGGCCCAUGGUCAGUAUCCUCUUCUUCAAAGGAUCCAGAUCUACGACAAGCUGAACGCCUUCAACAGAAGCCUGCGUUGGACUGGACCGAGGAGACAUGUCAUGUCCAAUCAAAGCAUGGUCGAGGCUAUGUGGUUGAACAACCUUGGGGCAGUGCACUUUGGCAACCCGAGACACCACUCGACCUCACCAUCAACAGCGACAACAAGAAGAAGCAGAGAGCUGACCAAUGCAUGCACGGACAAGGAGCAGAUGGCCUGAACCGCACAGCUAAAGCUGCGGUGUACCCCAAGACGAUGUGUCAUCGACUUCGACAAGACAUUGUGAACUUUCUCCACAAGCGAAAACUGUUGCACAUCAAGGCCUGGCCUCAAGCUCUGAGUUGGUAUGUGGCAGAACACUUCUAUGAGUGCACUCGCUGUCAACUUGGACGUUUCUGCCCAGAUGACAUUCCACACUCCUUGAUCCCAGGCAAGUGCAGACACGGCCGAUAUGCAGCUGGCACAAACCCAAGAUCCAAGAAGAACAACUCUGCACCAGCUGAUCCAGUCAAACAAUGGAAAGACAAUGCCAACAGAGAUGUUUUGGAGGUUGUUGAGAUCAAGAACCUUUCUGGCAUUGACCUCUCCGUGAACAAGUCCCACUAUUUGAAGAAGCUUCUCAUGGAGGUGAUUCAUACAUCACUUGGCCUCAUUUCAGAAGCUGCCAACCGCAGGAUCGACUACGAGCUCUGGGUCGACAAUGCACUCUUCAUGGAACUGUUCAAGGAGAUCUUUUCUGACUUCAUGCUGGUGAAGGGUGUUCGGAUCUCACUCCGACCAUUUCGGAAGUCUGGACCUGAGCCACAGCUUGCGAAGGCAUCUGCAUACCUUCGACUUCACCUCUGUGGCCAUGUCAAGGAAUGGACGAUUCAACAGAUGGAAGACAUCCGAGAAAUGUCCAUUUCCCAGAUCAACGAGAGUUUUGAUGUCGAUGACUGGAUGGUCACAGUCUUUGGAGCUGAACAAGGUGGACAACCAGCACCUUCGACACCAUCGCACCGACCUCGGUCGAAACCACCUCAACCUGAACUACCUGCACGCCAAGAUGACGCAGCACUACUUCCUGAAGUUCGAGAACGUCCUGGACAUCCAGAAGAAGGAGAAGCAGCUGAACCUGGCUAUGAAAUAGAACCUUUCGAAAGCCAUGAUCGAGCACCUUUGGCACCGAUCAGACCCAGCUACAACCUGAAGAAAGUGUUCGACAAGCUGCCGAAACUCCUUGAAGCUGGACAUCGGAACCAAGCUCUACGACUUCUGGUCGGCAUGCAUGAAAGACUCUGGCACACGCCAGUGAUGGACUUCCAGAAUCUUCUGAAGAAGGCCAACAUGCCGCAGGACGUGAUCGACCUGGCUGCUGAAGCCGUGAAGAACUGCGUGGUGUGCCGGAAGUUUGUCAGACUUCCAAAUCGACCUCAACUACGUGCUGGUGGCAGCUCCACUUUUGGAGAGACUCUCCAGAUGGAUCUUUUCCACUGGGAAGGACAUGUCUUCCUGCUGAUCAUUGAUGAAGCUACCCGCUUCAAGGUGUGCACUGAACUCAAGGGCCAAGACUCUGAGACAAUUUUGGCUGCAGUCUUCUCCAGCUGGAUGGCCUACUUUGGUCCGCCCAAGCGGAUUGUUCUGGACCAACAGAUGUCUCUGAUGGGCUGGGACACGGCGCAUGAGUUUGAGCGUCUGUCCAUUGAACGUUGCCCACGUGGCACAACUCAAGGCCACGGAGCAUCUCAGCACACUGGCACUGGCAUUGUGGAACGCCACAUUCAGCUGCUGAAGAUCACGAUGUUCAAACUACAAGCUGAACUUCAACGCCAAGGUCUCAAUCCAGAACCUGAAGAAGUGGCUCGAGAGUCAGCUAUGGCACACAACCAAACCAUCAACUACGGAGGAGUCACACCUUGCAUGAACGUGUUUGGAGUUUUGCCUCGAGGAUUUUACAAUCCUGAAAGCCCUGGAGUGACCAGCGUGAUUGGAGCUCUGCAGACAGACCUGACGGUCUUUGAGCGUGCUGUGAGGACUCGACCACAUCAGCUGAAGGUCGACGAGUUGAUCGCUGGAACCAGUGAGGUUGAAUUCUUCCGAGAUCAAGUUUGGCGUGGACCUGCUCUCUUGCUUCGGCUAGACCAAACCGAAGGCAUUGCUGUGAUCCAAUAUCAAGGCAAGCCAUACCUUGUCAGCCUUCGACACAUCAGAGAGUACAAGGGCAUCUUCCACUUUGAGAUCCAGUCUGAGAAUGUGGAACAGGCGCUGUUCUCCCUCAUGAAGUACACCGAGAGCAUCAGCGACCACAGGAUCCUCUACUUUGGCUGGCUGAAACGCCACAAGGAUGGCAAGUGGUACAGAUUGCCCAAGGAGACGCCAGAAGUUCGGAAGAUCAUGGAAUGGGCCGAAUUGGUUUCCAAAUCCAUGACGGAGUUGACACUCCACGGCAUCAUGAUCGGCAAGGCACUCCGAAACAUCAAACCUCCACACAACACCACAGGCACCAUGAUCAUGUGGCUUGCUGGAGGACGAAAAUAUUCAGUUCAACAUCAUCCCAACUCCAACAACCUCAAGCUGAAGAAAAUCUCCAACUUGGCUCAGGAGGACACAUGCAUGAUUUACUUCUACUACUACAAGACGGCAUCGAUGGAGCCAAGCUCAUCAGAAACCACUGAGACCAAGAAGGAGAAGACUUCCUCUACUUCAACCUCUCCAGACCUUGACAAGAUGGAUGUGGAACCACCAGAUCGAAAGCGAGACAGCCCAGAAACCAGGACGGUAGUCAUUGCUCCAGAGAAGAAGCGACAGAAGAUAGCAUUGGUCCGAAGAGAUCUCAACUUCCUGGAGGACUUCUACAUGGACCACACCAAGAACAUGCUCAUCAUUCUGGACUACCCCAACUCUUGGAAGAUUGGCUGCAACUUCAUGACUCAGGAGAUCAAGAACUUCCUGGUGAAGAAACACGAUCAAGAUCGACGAGCACUACCUGUCCUCUUCAACAUCAACUACAAGACUGAUCACCAUGCAUUGGCAUGCCUGAGGACAUCAGAGAUCUACAAGGUGGACCAGGAGACGAACAACAUCUCCGAGGCCGAUCUGACUCCAGACAUUUGGCCUGAAGUUGACAAGGCCGAUCUGGCCGAGAUCAAACAGUUUGUGGAGGAGUCAGCUUUCAAGAAGAUCCACAAGUCGCAGAUCACUUCAGAGAUGGUCGUGGUUGACGCGAUCUGGGUGCGGAAGAAGAAACGCUAUCCAGAUGGUAGCAUCCGCAUCAAAUCAAGAUUGUGUGCACGAGGAUUUCUUGAUGCACAAAAGUCAAUGUUGACCACAAGAUCUACGACGGCUACCCGUCUCAGCCAGCGGUUGCUGGUCAGCUAUGCUGCUCAAGAUGAAGAGCGAGACGUGGAGUCUUUGGAUGUUGGUGGGGCCUUCCUAAAAGGAUUCAGCUUCCAGGAGAUCCAGAAGGUGCUUCGAGAACAAGGACAUCAAGCUCCUUCGAGGACAGUCAUUUUGCUGCCUCCACUGAAUGUGUACAAGCAUCUUGCGUCUUUGUCAGACGACUUCAAGAUCCCUGAGGCGAGCAUCUUUGACUACGGUCUCCUAUGUGUGAAGCCUGUGUAUGGCCUCAACGAUGCACCUUUGGCUUGGCAACUAUGUCUCCACGACUUCAUCAAGCAUCACGAUGGACAUCCCUCCAAGAUGGAUGAGAACACUUUCAUGUGGAAGAAAGAUGGAGCUCUGGUAGCUUUGGCCACCACUCACGUGGAUGACAUCGCAUUGACUGCGAGCAAGAACUGGCUGAACAACUAUGCAUGGCCACUUUGUGAAGCGCUUCAACAAGAUCACACGCCAGCUGACUUUGCCAAGAAGCUGGAAAAGGUGAAGAUUCCUGAGAAAGAAGACUCCGAGAAGCUGACGCCUGCCGAAACAUCAAGCUUGAGAUCUAUCUUGGGCGCUUUGCUUUGGGUGACUGCCACAAGACUUGAUGUGGUGGCAGAUGUUUCAAUCCUACAAAGCAGAGUGACAGUGGCUGAAAUCCGAGACCUGAAGUAUGCCAACCAGGUGGUCGACAAGGUGAAAGAGUUCCAAGAUGUUGGACUACACUACCGCUUCCUGAAGACCAACAACCUGAGAUUGGUGUGCAUCCAUGAUGCUUCUUCAGCGAGCCAAGGACGCCACUAUGCUCAAGAAGGACUUCUGAUCUGCUUGACAGAAGACAAGUUCUACAACGAGAACCUCAACUAUGAGACCAUCUUCAAUGAUGGUGACGGCCCUGACGGCGUUGAUCGCCAUGGAGGAGUGAUGCAUGUGCUUCACGCCAGUGGCACAAAAGCCAAGAGGGUGUCCUACUCGACAUCUCAUGCAGAGACCCUCAGCAUGAUCAAUGGCGUGGAGUCCAGCACUUUGAUUUUGGUGCGACUUUCUGAACUACUACAUCCUGAACCUGCACCUUCGCUCCUACAGCUCACCAAGAUUCAGGAAGAGGGCAACAAGCUGAUCCCUGUGGAUUACUACGGCGACUGCCGUGAUGUCUUCGAAUUGGUGACUGGAGAAAGGACGCUUCCUCAAGACAAAGGACAGCGACUCUAUGUGCUCUCCAUCAAGGAAGCGAGGCUGAUGGGUAAGAUCAGAAUGCUGACACUGAUCCCAACACAGUGUAUGACAGCAGAUAGCCUCACGAAAUCAAUGAUCCAUGCAAGCAUGCUCCUGCUCCUCACGACCGGCAUCAUCAAGUUCUUCAAUGUGGACAAGCACCAUGUCACGUCGAGGAUUAUGCCAUCAGUCAAGGACUACGAUGAGCACGACCUGCUGAAGAACGACAAGCAGAUGCUGAAGGAGAUCAAGGAGAAACCAGAACGAGUUUCAGCAAGCUAUGCGACAGUGCUUUGCGGCUUCAUGCUCCAGGACAAGAUGAACGCUCUAUGUCUACUGGCUAUGACGACAUCGUUGCCUACGGCUGCAGCUCUGGACGCGCGCUACAUCGACGACAUCGAGAAGGAGAACACCGCUCCGAGCAUGCUCACCUUCUUCUUCCUGCUCUUCUUUGCGGUGGUCUUGGCGCUCUACCUGGAGAAGCUCUUCCGCUACAUGUGA